Ustilago hordei is the source of this 705-nucleotide messenger RNA. RefSeq lists its product as uncharacterized. Gene Ontology annotation, cellular component: mitochondrion. The record is from RefSeq and is a predicted model, not a curated record. The coding region runs from base 1 to 705 and encodes 234 amino acids. The transcript has a single exon. Gene Ontology annotation, biological process: tricarboxylic acid cycle; mitochondrial respiratory chain complex II assembly; mitochondrial electron transport, succinate to ubiquinone. Lineage: Eukaryota; Fungi; Basidiomycota; Ustilaginomycetes; Ustilaginales; Ustilaginaceae.
AUGUCAUUCCCUCGCCUACUCACCAGCGUCGCCCGACGCAACCUCGCCAAGUACACCACCCUACUCCCUCGCGUAACCCUCACAACAACCUCUCUCCGCCUCAACUCCUCCUCCUCCUCCUCGCGCCCAGACGUCCCCAACCCUCGUCAAACAGACCAAGGCUCCACAGGCCCACAUCAAUCAACCGCAAAUGCAUCUGGCCCAUCAGGCACCGUUCCCGAUUCCCAACUCUCCGAUCCCUACCCUUUACCCUUCAGCCCCGACAUCGUCGAUCUCAACACCGCCAACGGCGGCGCUGAAACCGGGCCCGAAUCCAAGUGGUCCGGCCUCAACCUCGCCUCUCAGCGCCAAACAGUCGAGGGGGUAAACGCUCCAAUGCGGGUUCCUGGACGAGAAACCGAGGAUCGAGACACCAAAAUCGCCCGUUUAGUCUAUCAGUGCAGAAAGCGAGGCACGCUGGAGACUGAUCUUUUGUUGUCAACGUUUGCAAAGAAAGAGUUGAAAAAUUUAGAGGAUAAAGAGUUGGAUGAGUUGGAUAGGUUGUUGGAUGAGCCAGAUUGGGAUAUUUUCUAUUGGUGUACGCUGAGGAAACAAAUCCCAGAGAGAUGGGAAGAGAGUUUUAAGACGGAAGGAAAGUUGGGUUGGAGAUUGGUGAAGCAUACGAAGAAUGAGGAACGGGUUACUCGGUUUAUGCCUGAUCUCUAA